Messenger RNA from Salvia hispanica, 836 nucleotides. Its product is annotated as transcription factor MYB72-like. NCBI's taxonomy places the organism in Eukaryota, Viridiplantae, Streptophyta, Magnoliopsida, Lamiales, Lamiaceae. The record is from RefSeq and is a predicted model, not a curated record.
CUAAAAAUGGUGAAACCACCUACUUUCGAUAGCAACGGCAUGAAGAGAGGUGCUUGGAAUAAAGAAGAGGAUGAAAGAUUAAGGUCUUUUGUUAUGCAAUUCGGCCACAACAACUGGCGCCUCGUCCCGUCCUUAGCCGGAUUGUCAAGAUGUGGAAAGAGUUGCAGAUUGAGAUGGGUGAAUUAUCUCAAACCAGGCCUAAAAAGGGAAAAAUUCACAAAACAAGAAGUGGAUCUCAUCAUCAAAAUGCAUAACAAACUAGGAAACAAGUGGUCAACCAUUGCUGGAAAGCUUCCCGGGCGAACUGACAACGAGAUCAAGAACUACUGGCACGCCCACAUAAAGAAGCGCGGCCGACAAGGCCGAUCUCCAUCUUCAUCAUCAUCUUCCUCUUGUGUGACAAAAGAUGAUCAUCAACAAGAAUUUGCAAAUAUCGAUGCUCUUAGCCCCAUUGCAGAUUUACAUAAAUUCACUCGAGCUCAAGAAGAUGUUUCGAUUCACGAUUCAAUUAAUUCGGACUUGCCUCCAUUUCCGGUGGAGGAUCAGUUUUCCGACUUUGAGUUUUUAUUCCAAGAAAUGCAGAAUGGCAGCCCUAAUUCUUCGGAUGGUGGCAACAGUUUUUGCAGCUCAAAUUCUUCGGAUCUCGAAGGGGAUUUGAAUUUCUGGUCUUAUCAAUCGUUUGGAGAAGAAUUUUUGGACAUAAAACUGUGGUGACAGUGUACUAAAUUAGUUGUGAUUUUAUUACAAAAUUAUUGUGAAAUAGUGUAGAUUGAUUCAUUUUGUGUAAAUGGCUCGAGUUUUAUUUUUCCAUAAAUGAAAAUAUUUGUAUUGAGGAA